Messenger RNA from Misgurnus anguillicaudatus (oriental weatherfish), 3111 nucleotides. RefSeq names its product phosphodiesterase 11a, like (gene pde11al). Gene Ontology annotation, biological process: signal transduction. The record is from RefSeq and is a predicted model, not a curated record. Gene Ontology annotation, molecular function: 3',5'-cyclic-nucleotide phosphodiesterase activity; protein binding. Lineage: Eukaryota; Metazoa; Chordata; Actinopteri; Cypriniformes; Cobitidae.
UGUGCGUGGUGGAAAGCUGGAGAGCAGCAGAUGGAGUAUGGAUGUGUGAAGCGCAUCAGUUCAGUGAGGUGAGGAUUACUGUAGGUCCAAACGCAAGACACGCAUUUUAAAAAAUCUGCUUGGCUAUAUCAACAUGACAACUUUUGAUUUUUCGGACGUGGAGGCAUUUCUAGACUGCCAUCCCGAGCUUUUUGAGGAAUAUCUCACGAGGAAAGGAAAAAGUGACACCUUGAGCAGGUGGCCCAAAGAGCACCAGCCGUCCAAAACCUCUCCGGUGGACGAGAAGCGCGGAGUCGCCAGGGAUCCGUUUUGGCCCACGAACCCAGACGGACUGAGGCGCAGAUCGUCUCACAUGGAGCUCCGCAGGAACUUUGCACGGUCCAAAGCGAUGACGGCGCACCGGACCUACGACGAGCACGUCAGUCUCACGGCUCACGAGUCCCAUUCGAGCAUGCGACGGCGCGCGCUCCUGCGGAAAGCCAGCUCGCUACCGCCGACCACCGCGCACAUCCUGAGCGCGCUCCUCGAGUCCAGAGUGAACGUGCCUCAGUAUGCCUCAAGCGCUAUUGACUACAAAUACCGGCUCAAGGAGUCCAACGAGAGAGAGUUUUUCCUCGAGCUCGUAAAAGACGUUUCUAACGAGCUUGACAUGACCAACCUGAGUUACAAGAUUCUCAUCAAUGUGUGCAUCAUGGUGAACGCGGACAGGUGCUCGCUCUUCCUCGUCGAGGGUCCGUCUCAUAAGAAGAUCCUCGUGUCCAAGUUUUUUGACGUGCACUCGGGAACGACGGUCCGACCCUCCUCGAGCACCCUUGACUCAAAUGAGGUGCAGGUUCCGUGGGGGAAAGGCAUCAUAGGCUAUGUAGCCGAACACGGAGAAACAGUCAAUAUACCCAACGCAUAUGAGGAUCAUCGUUUCAGUGAUGAAAUUGACAAGUUGACUGGCUAUAAGACUCAGUCCAUUCUGUGCAUGGCCAUACGCAACAGUGAUGGUGAGGUCAUUGGUGUAGUUCAGGCCAUCAACAGGAACCCCAGUGGAACUCCAUUCACUGAAGAUGAUGAGAAGGUGCUGCAAAUGUAUUUGCCAUUCUGCGGAAUAUCGAUCUCCAAUGCCAAACUCUUCUCUGAAUCCCGUAAGGAGUAUGAUAGGAGCAGGGCCCUGUUGGAGGUGGUGAAUGAUCUGUUUGAGGAGCAGACGGACCUGGAGAAGAUUGUGAGAAAGAUCAUGCAGCGCGCGCUGACGUUGCUACAGUGCGAGCGCUGCUCGGUUCUUCUGCUAGAAGACAUCAACUCCCCUGUGGUGAAGUUCUCCCAGACAUUUGAGCUCAUGUCUCCACUGUGCAGCGUUGAUCGUGACAUCAGCAUGGAGAAGGUGUCGUGCUCGGACUGGUUGAUCAAUAACAGCAUUGCUGAGUUGGUAGCAUCUACCGGUUUGCCUGUUAACAUUAGCGACGUCUGUCAGGACCCACGCUUCGAUACUGAAGCAGACCAGGCUUCCGGUUUCCAUAUCAGAUCAGUUUUGUGUGUCCCCAUCUGGAAUCGGACCCAUCAGAUUAUUGGUGUUGCCCAGAUACUAAACCGCUUGGACAGGAAAACCUUUAAUGAUGCAGAUCAAAGACUAUUCGAGGCAUUUGUUAUUUUCUGUGGUCUGGGCAUUAACAACACUAUGAUGUAUAACCAGGUUAAGAAGACUUGGGCCAAGCAGUCUGUUGCCCUAGAUAUGCUGUCCUAUCAUGCGACAUGCUCCAAGGCAGAGGUUGAUCGACUGAAGGCUGCUAAGAUCCCCCUAAGCAGCGAGCUUGGGAUCGAUGAGUUCCACUUCAAUGACUUUUCUCUGGACAACGAUGCCAUGAUCACCGCCUCCCUGCGGAUGUUUUUGGAGCUUGGUGUCGUGCAGAAAUUUAAAAUUGAUUAUGAGGUGCUGUGCCGGUGGCUGCUUACCGUCAGGAAGAACUACCGCACUGUAGCUUACCACAACUGGAGACACGCCUUCAAUGUGUCGCAGUGCAUGUUUAUCAUGAUCACAACUGCUGGGUUUCAGGAAGUGCUGACAGACACUGAGAAUCUGGCUCUUAUGGUCGGAUGUCUCUGCCAUGAUUUGGAUCAUCGUGGAACAAACAAUGCCUUUCAGGCCAAGUCUGGGUCUGCACUAUCACUGUUAUAUGGAACAUCAGCCACACUUGAGCAUCAUCAUUUCAAUCACGCAGUCAUGAUUCUACAGAGCGAGGGGCACAACAUCUUUGCUAAUCUGUGCUCUAAAGAGUACAGUAACAUGAUGCAGCUGUUGAAACAGGCCAUUUUGUCUACAGAUCUCACCUUGUACUUCAAGAGAAGAACCAAAUUCUUUGAGCGUGUUCUGUCCGGUCAGUUCAGUUGGAGCAACGAGGAACACAGAGAAAUCUUCAGAUCCAUGCUGAUGACUGCAUGUGACUUGGGUGCUGUGACUCGACCGUGGGAAAUCUCAAAACAGGUGGCUGAACUGGUCACCAGUGAAUUUUUUGAACAGGGAGACAGAGAGAGAUCAGAGCUAAAGUUGACACCAGCAGCAAUUUUUGACCGUAAUCGUAAAGAUGAACUUCCUGUACUCCAGUUGGAAUGGAUUGAUGGGAUCUGUAAGCCCCUAUAUGAGGCUCUUGCGAAGUUGAAUAGGAAGCUACAACCAAUGGUAGAUGGGAUCGAUGCAAAUCGAAAGAAGUGGGAGGAGCUCUGUCUGUCCUAUAAGCAAACACGAAGAGCCUUGGAGUGUAGUAGCAGUCUGGAGGCAGGAGAGUUUAUAGAGGCUCCAGAAAAGGCCGAUGUGAAAUUAACCAUCGACCAUGUGAUGACUGGAGUCCUGCCAUACUGCUGGAAGCAGUCAUGAGGAUGGAAAUUUUUCUCCGAAAAUGCACGAGAGGGGGAACAACGAGCGGCUGACGGCUGUCUCGCUCAAUUAGUGAGGCCGAGGAAAGUCUGUCAGAAAAACAUGCCGCUGCGGUUUUGGUUAUGUGCUGAAGAUGAAAUGAGCAAAAUGAUAUGUUUUAGUAAAGCACAUAUUUCACAGCAUAACCUACAUAGAGUUUUCUCAAUUUAUUUUACACAUUUUACUUCAUUCAUUAUCCUUAUUCAUUAAAG